This is a messenger RNA of Pseudocercospora fijiensis CIRAD86, 480 nucleotides long. RefSeq lists its product as uncharacterized. NCBI's taxonomy places the organism in Eukaryota, Fungi, Ascomycota, Dothideomycetes, Mycosphaerellales, Mycosphaerellaceae. The record is from RefSeq and is a predicted model, not a curated record. The transcript is spliced from 2 exons. The annotation marks the transcript as partial. Gene Ontology annotation, cellular component: nucleus. Gene Ontology annotation, biological process: regulation of transcription by RNA polymerase II.
GAAUUCAUCCAUACUGGACCGUCUAGGAGAUCAACAGGCUACCUCUCUCCAGAUGAAGCUGGUAAAGCUAGCUCUAGGAUGUCGCGUUCGACCUCCGUCGCAGAGUCCAACGCGAGUUCGCUGCACAGCGUGUCGGACGUCUCUCGGAGUGUGUCGCCGAAUGCCAGCGAAAUGGCCAAGUACGGACGCAAGAACGAUGACAACACCUGGUCAUGCAUUUUUCCAGGGUGCUCUUCCAAAUCAACGUUCAACCGUGGUUGCGAUCUUAGAAAGCAUUACAAGCGGCACACGAAAAGCCUCUGGUGCCGACACGAAGGAUGUCCGCAAGCAACAGAGGGUGGUUUCUCGAGCAAGAAAGACCGCGCACGACAUGAAGCCAAGCACAACCCUAGCAUUGUUUGCGAGUGGGAAGGAUGUGAACGACUGUUCAGUCGUCAAGACAACAUGAAAGAUCAUGUCAGACGGGUUCACAAACGCAAG